AUGAUUUUUCAGUUCUAGUGUAUUAGAAAACAUCUAAUAUUUGAUAAGCAAUACCUAUUAACCUAUGAUGGUUCUAGCAUUUUUAUUGGGGAAACCAAAGCGAAACCCAAAUACCAACUCGAAGUAUCCCUGAGAUCCACAAUAACCUUUCACAUUGAUGAUGAUUUUUAUGGUUUUUCCAUCCCCUACUAAGGGCAAUAAAAACUCUUUAGAGCCAAUGCUAAUAAAAUUCGAGAAUUUAAGAAAUUAAUCGAUGCCAAGAUAGUUUAUCUUGAUAUGAAUUAGUUUUAUCUGCCCCAAUAGGUCUUGGGAGUCGGUGCCUUUUCAUAAGUACAAAUGGUUUAAAAUUUGCAGACGAAACAAUUGGUGGCUGCGAAAUUUCUGAACAAGAUUCGAGAAGGGAAAUCAAAUACAGAAAGAAUGAAUGAUAUCAUAAAUGAAAUAUAAAUAUUGUACCGAUUAAAUCACCCAAAUAUUGUGAAAAUUAAAGAAAUAUAUGAUAAAACCAAUUAAAUUGUCAUCAUCCAUGAAUUUGUCGAUGGUUAAACUUUAGAAAGAUUCAUCAAUGAACAUGGAACACAAUUACAUUAAACUGAAAUUUAAUCAAUUAUGAGAGUAAAACUAUACAAGAUUUCAUUCUAGGAAAUUCUGUUAGCAAUUGUCUAUAUCCAUGAACAAGGUUUACUCCACAGAGACAUCAAACCAGACAACAUUAUGAUUGACAAAAACCUCAAUAUCAAGAUCAUCGAUUUUGGCUUGGCGACAAAACAAGGAAGUCUGUUAUGCUUUCAAAAAUGUGGAACUCCAGGGUAUAUCGCACCAGAAAUUGUCACUUCCAAAAAGUCUCAAUACAUCACCAAAAGUGACAUCUUCAGUCUUGGAGUUGUAUUCUAUAAACUAAUUACGUCGAAAGACUUAUUUUAGUAAUAAUAAUUAGAUAAUUUGUAAUACUGCUAUAAAGAAAACUUACUAUCAAUGGAGCAUUUCAUUGAAUAUAAUAUUCCUGACUCAUGCUUUGAUCUAUUAACUAGCAUGCUUUUUUAUGAUAAGAACAAAAGAAUUAGUGCAAAAGAGUGUUUGCAACAUAACUACUUUAAAGAGAGUCUUCGACCUUCUGCCAAGAAAUCUUAAGUCUUACUACAACAAUCUACUUAAUUCGCUUAAUAGCAAUCAACUAUGUUUUAGUCAUGCUUAUCAGACGGUAGUAGAAAUUAAUCAAGAAAAAUUAGUGAUAAAACAAUGAAUCGAUCUUUAUCAUACAAAAAGUCGGUUAAAUCUAAUAGUUCACUAUGA
This is a messenger RNA of Paramecium tetraurelia, 1293 nucleotides long. RefSeq lists its product as uncharacterized. Gene Ontology annotation, molecular function: ATP binding; protein serine/threonine kinase activity. NCBI's taxonomy places the organism in Eukaryota, Ciliophora, Oligohymenophorea, Peniculida, Parameciidae. Gene Ontology annotation, cellular component: cytoplasm; nucleus. Gene Ontology annotation, biological process: mitotic DNA damage checkpoint signaling; protein phosphorylation. The record is from RefSeq and is a predicted model, not a curated record. The transcript is spliced from 6 exons.